UUACUCUUUGCUACUGCCUAGCCUGCAAGUAUUUUCGUUCACUAAAUCAGUAAAUGCAUGAGGUGGCUUACGACUCAACGCAAACAAUAUUUCUCCCUGUCAUAUGGUUGGUGAUUCUGUCAAGUAAAGAAGGGUAAUAUUGUAAAAAUGUCAUCAUUUGGACCUCCUCCUAAGAAGAAAGGCACUAGUUCAAACAGCAGGGGUACCAAUCAAGCAGGCGAUGGAAAACGUACGGGGAGUUCCGGGGGAGCUGUCGGUUCUGGAGCCGCUAGACCGUCUCAAAGGCUAAAUCCCAAGACAGUUGAUCCAUUCACAAACCAGAAAAAGUCCAAGUCCGCAUUUGAGACAGUGUAUGUGAGUGGAGGUGUACCUUGCAGGCUUGUACAUGGUUCAGUGAAGCACAAGCUUCAAUGGGAGAGUAAUCCAGAAGACAUUCCCUAUGAUCCAGUGCUACUUACACUAGCAGAGGGUUUGAAGGAAUUUAAGCAUCCGUACCAGUUUGUGGCUCAGCAGGGCUUCAAAGAAUUACUCCAAAUUGAAGGUGCACAUGUCAAGGCUGUACCACUUCUCACAAGGCUCAUUCCACCCCUGCGUGCGGCAUUGGGUUCAGGCAAUGAAUCUGUGUACCUAGGAGCAGUGAUUGCAUUAGUUGACCUUAGCGGUGCAGUUGGUCCACAUCUCAACUCACAUCUCAAGUCAGUGCUUGCCUAUUUAUCAAAACACCAGAAUGAUAAGAAGUUCAGGGACCAGAUUUACUCAGCUCUUCAAGAAAUUGAACAGAAUUGUGGAAGGGAGAGUGUCCCUAUCAUCAAGUCCAAGAUUCCAACAUACACAUCAAUAACCUGAAAGGAUCCAACCCAGUCAUGUGAACAUAGAUCUAUGAAGAUUCCGUCCAUACAAGCAAAUUACCUGAGGCAAUAGGUUGCAUGCUGGUAUUUUUAGAACUUGUAAAUACAGUUCUAUUUCUCUAUGUGUCAGAGUUUAAUCUUGAUUCUGUAUGUAUUGUUAUUAUUAUUAUUAUUGAAAUGUGAUGAAAUAGACCAUCACAAUUUCAGAGGUGAUACACACUUGAACUCUCAAAAAAUAUGAUUUGUUUGUUGUUGUUUUUUGUGUUUUUUGUGUGGGGGGGGGGGGGAUAAAGCUGUAGUCCAGUGUUUCUAAUAAUGAUACCUAUAACUUAUGAUGAAGGUAGGCCCCACUACAUGUAUUUAAAGCUUACAGUAAAACAUAUUUAAUGACUGUUGUGCAUGAAUCCGUUUGAAAAAA
Molecule: messenger RNA, 1266 nt
Organism: Strongylocentrotus purpuratus (purple sea urchin)
Lineage: Eukaryota; Metazoa; Echinodermata; Echinoidea; Camarodonta; Strongylocentrotidae
Gene: pacrgl
Product: PACRG-like protein
Exons: 7
Coding region: 148-846 (232 amino acids)
Source: RefSeq, a predicted model, not a curated record